Daphnia magna is the source of this 2601-nucleotide messenger RNA. RefSeq names its product long-chain fatty acid transport protein 4. The record is from RefSeq and is a predicted model, not a curated record. Gene Ontology annotation, molecular function: long-chain fatty acid transmembrane transporter activity; long-chain fatty acid-CoA ligase activity. Gene Ontology annotation, cellular component: endoplasmic reticulum. Lineage: Eukaryota; Metazoa; Arthropoda; Branchiopoda; Diplostraca; Daphniidae. Gene Ontology annotation, biological process: triglyceride homeostasis. The transcript is spliced from 10 exons. Bases 255 to 2195 code for a protein of 646 amino acids.
GUGUCUGUAUAGUGUAUACUGCACUCGUGCCACAAGUCUAUUUCCUCGUUUGCAUUGACUGGAAAAGGGCGUGCUCUUCUCUCAUUGUGUUAUAGGUCAUCUGUUCCAACUUCUCGUUAGAGUUUUGACUGGAAUCCUGAUAUUCCAGUCAUACAUAUGACCAGUUCGAGUUCUUCAACCUUAUUGCCGACGUCUGCUGUUAAACCAUUCCUGCAAUAAUAUAUUUUGUUGAAAGUACUACCCACCAAACAAAAAUGAAUCGAGGAGCUUUCUACGGUGUCAUUGCUUCGUUGCUGUGGCUCCGACUGCAUUUUCCUAUUUGGCUCAUCCUUUUAAUCUUACUGGCAAUCUACGCCGUUAUGGGUGGAUACAGUUAUCUAAGUGUAAUAGUUCGAACUACCAAACGCGAUGUCACUGGUUUGACUCGAUACCUUCAAGUGUUGUUGAGGGUACGCAGUUACCAGAAGAAAAAUUGGACUGUACCAAUGGUAUUUGAGACUCAUGUGAAGAAACAUCCCAACAAAAUUGCCUUUGUUUUCGAAGGUAGAGAGUGGACUUUCAAGGAGAUUGACGAGUUCAGUAAUAAGAUAGCUCAUGUGUUUGAAGAAGCUGGGUUUCAACCAGGCGAAACAGUUGCUUUGUUGUUGGAUAACAGACCAGAAUAUGUUGCUAUCUGGCUUGGCCUUGCCAAAGCUGGCCUGGUCACUGCUCUUCUAAACCACAAUCUUCGGGAUAAGCCUCUGUUGCAUUGCAUCCAGAUUGCUGAUUGCAAGGGGGUCAUCUUUGGUGCCGAUUUCUGUGAUGCUUUUACUGGCGUACGUGAUCAGUUGGAUUCCUCAAUCAAGCAGUAUGCUUUUGACUUUAAGAACAAUGUUUCAAUCCCCGCUUCUAGCAUCAAUCUCGACAUGAAAAUGGAAGAGGCUUCUCCAGGUCGCCUUUCUGGCCCUCAGCGUGCCAAUUACGGUGACAAAAUGCUGUAUAUAUACACGUCCGGCACUACUGGACUUCCAAAAGCCGCUGUCAUUCGUCAUUCUCGUUACAUAUUUGCCACAUUUGGGGGUUUUUAUGCUUGCGGUCUUAACAAGAAAGACACGAUCUACGUCCCUAUGCCCUUAUACCACAUGUCCGGUGGAUGCAUGGGCGCCGGGAUGACUCUACUGUUUGGCUGCACUGCAGUAAUGCGAAAAAAGUUCAGUGUGACGAACUUUUGGAGCGAUUGCACCAAACACGGAUGCACGGUUGCUCAGUAUAUCGGAGAAACAUGUCGCUAUCUUCUUGCCGCCCCACCCCGUCCUGAAGACAAAAGUCACAGUGUUCGUCUCAUGUUCGGAAAUGGAUUACGCCCGCAAAUUUGGGAAGAAUUUGUCAACCGCUUCAGCAGUUCCACAAGAAAACUACUAAUUGCUGAAUUUUACGGAGCCACCGAAGGAAACGCAAAUAUAAUCAAUUUCGAUGGCCGUGUCGGCGCUGUCGGAUUUGUAUCGAUGAUUGCCCCAUCGGUCUAUCCAGUCGCAUUAAUCAAGGUGAAUGAAGAUACGGGAGAGCCCAUCCGUGGUGAGGAUGGACUUUGUAUCCGCUGCAAACCUGGAGAGCCGGGCAUGUUUGUAGGCAUGAUUCUUAGGAAUCAUCCUAUUCGCGAUUUUCAUGGUUACGCCGAUCCAAAUGCCACAAAGAAAAAAGUUGCGGUCGAUGUUUUCAAACGUGGUGACGCAGCUUUCCUCUCUGGUGACAUUCUAGAAAUGGACGAGCUAGGGUACUUAUUCUUUAAAGAUCGCACCGGUGACACAUUCCGUUGGCGUGGAGAGAAUGUUAGCACGUCGGAGGUGGAGGCCGUCAUCAGCAACGUAGCUGCAUUGAAAGAUUGUUGCGUCUAUGGAGUCGAGGUUCCGGGUGCUGAAGGUCGUGCGGGUAUGGCAGCUAUAUUGGAUCCCGAGAGGACUCUGGACUUGAAAGUUUUGGCUACCGGGAUGAGCAAAGUAUUGCCGUCCUAUGCCCGGCCGCUAUUUGUACGACUGGUCAAAGUCAUCGAUUUAACGGGCACCUAUAAAUUGAGAAAAGUCGACUACCAGAAAGAAGGAUUUGAUGUGGACAAGAUUAAGGAUGAGGUGUACUUCUUUGAUGCGACUAGCCAAUCAUAUGUUCUCUUUACUAGUGCACUUUACGAGCAGUUGAAGUCAGGGAAAAUAAGAGUUUAAAAAAUUCAUGUGUAUUAUUGACAUUUAUUUUUUUUUUGUAAUUUUUUUUUUCUGCAUGUCAUGCCAUUUUCAUGCAUCUUUGUCAAAAUCCCUGUUAAUAAGCUACAUACUCUGAUUAUGAUUUGGAUUAAUUUUUUUAUAUUUUAUUUUGAAUUGGAUUUUCCACCAUAUCCGCUGCCAGGGAAAGGAGAAAUUGCCCAUAUAUGCACUAACGGAUGGGGAAAAAAUAAUAAAAUUUGGUAAUCAACAUUUUUACUGGGGUUUUGAAAUGUUGAAAGUCGUGAAUUGUGACAGUUUAAAUGGGACCAUAGAUUUAUCGAAGCAAAUUGUUGAGAAAUUUGAAAUUAAAUGAACAUGCUACUAUAUGUUGAAGCACAAAUAAGUAAUACAAAACAUCGAAAUUUCA